Molecule: messenger RNA, 1372 nt
Organism: Condylura cristata (star-nosed mole)
Lineage: Eukaryota; Metazoa; Chordata; Mammalia; Eulipotyphla; Talpidae
Gene: NIBAN2
Product: family with sequence similarity 129, member B
Exons: 8
Coding region: 167-1372 (401 amino acids)
Source: RefSeq, a predicted model, not a curated record
GGCUGGACGAUCACGGCCGGGCAGGAACGCCAGCCCGAGCAGAGGCCACAGGGAGGCGGCGGGAGCUGAGAGGGCCGGGAUCCAUGGCGCCAGCGGCGUCCGCCUGAGCGGCACGGGAGCGGCGGGUGGCGCGCGGAUCGGGAUCGGGCGGCGGCUCUUCCUCGCCAUGGGGGACGUGCUGUCCACGCACCUGGACGACGCUCGGCGCCAGCACAUCGCAGAGAAAACCGGGAAGAUCCUGACGGACUUCCUGCGCUUCUACGAAGACCAGUAUGGCGUCGCCCUCUUCAACAGCAUGCGGCACGAGAUCGAGGGCCUGGGGGCGCCGCAGCCCCAGCUGCUCUGGCGCAAGGUCCCACUGGAGGAGCGCAUCAUCUUCUCGGGGAACCUCUUCCAGUACCAGGAAGACAACAAGAAGUGGAGGAACCGCUUCAGCCUCGUGCCCCACAACUACGGGCUGGUGCUGUACGAGAACAAAGUGGCCUAUGAGCGGCAAGUCCCCCCACGAGCUGUCAUCAACACUGCAGGCUACAAAAUCCUCACCUCGGUAGACCAGUACCUGGAGCUCGUUGGCAACUCCUUACCAGGGAUCACAUCCAAAUCGAGCACCACCCCCAUCCUCAAGUGCCCCACCAAGUUCCCACUCAUCCUCUGGCAUCCUUCUGCGCGUCACUACUACUUCUGCAUGAUGACGGAGGCGGAGCAGGACAAGUGGCAGGCCGUGCUGCAGGACUGCAUCCGGCACUGCAACAACGGUGAGCAGCCCUGGGGCCGCAUGGGGGAGCUGCCGAGGUUCCAGGAGCUGAUCUUCGAGGACUUUGCCAGGUUCAUCCUGGUGGAGAACACGUACGAGGAGGUGGUGCUGCAGACGGUCAUGAAGGACAUCCUGCAGGCGGUGAAGGAGGCCGCGGUGCAGAGGAAGCACAACCUCUACCGGGACAGUGUGGUCAUGCACAACAGCGACCCCAACCUACACCUGCUGGCCGAGGGCGCCCCCAUCGACUGGGGCGAGGAGUACAGUGGCAGCGGUGACCCCGGGCAGAGCCCCGGCUCCCCGGAAGCCGCCACCCUCUCGGAGAAGCGGCGGCGCGCCAAGCAGGUGGUGUCAGUGGUCCAGGACGAGGAGGCGGGGCUGCCCUUCGAGGCCACCGAGCCGCCGUCACCUGCGUCCCCGGACAGCGUCGCCGAGCUCCGCGGCCUGCUGGCCCGAGAUCUGCGGGCGGAGAGUGCGGUCCACAGCAAGCACAGGUAUCCGCUGCCUGGGGCCGAGGGCUGGCGCCUGCCCAGCCGCGUGGUGUUGGGCUCGGAGCCCGGCACCGCCAGGCCCUGGGCGCUCUUCUCGCCCCUCCCCAGGCUCAUCGGGAGCCAGUGA